UUCUCCGCUGGGUUAGGUUGUGCCCAGUAUUUGAGUGUACGUCAGAGGGAUGGCUGAGGGGAGCUGAAGAUGGCGGCGCUGUGUGAGGAUGGGAGGUACAGGCUGUCCUGCGGGAGAUUGAACCCCGGCAAAACCUCAGUGUUACAUGUCAAAUUAACAGAGACAACAUUCAGGGCACUGGAAAAUUACCAGAGCUGCAAGAAUGCACCCUCCUCUCAACCAUCCAUUCAAUUCAAGGGACUCCAGGGGCAUAUUAAAAUCCCAAGAACAGACGCUCCCAAUGAACUGCGAAACUUUGAUUUUUACUUGUCCAACGUUGGCAAAGAUAACCCUCAGGGAAGCUUUGACUGCAUUCAGCAAUAUGUUUCCAGUUCCGGAGUCCCCCAACUCGACACCCUGGGAGUUGUACAAGAUAAAAUCACAAUCUGUGCGACCAACGAUUCAUAUCAAAUCACCCGGGAGCGAAUGACACAGGCAGAAGAAGAAACCCGCACCCGAAGCACCAAAGUCAUUAAACCUGGAGGACCAUUUGUAGGUAAAAGGGUUCAGAUACGGAAACCAGCCCCAGGAGCCCCAGACCCUGCGCCCGAAAGGAAGCGGUCGACCCCCAUCAACCCCGCCAACACGAUACGAAAGUGCAACAUGAACAGCGCCAUGGCCCAGCGACCGUACAGGGACAGAGUGAUCCACUUUCUGGCUCUGAAGCCGUAUAAGAAACCUGAAGUACUGGCACGCCUGCAGCGAGAUGGCGUCGGUCAGAAAGACAAGAACUCUCUGGGACCCAUCCUGCAGCAGGUGGCUAAUCUGAACCCAAAGGAUAACUCGUACACACUGAAGGAAUAUGUGUACAAAGAGAUUCAGAAAGACUGGCCUGGAUAUUCUGAAGAAGACAAACAGCAGCUAGAACGUGUGCUUGCCCGUAAAUUAGGUCUGCCCUUGAAUUCCACAGGACAGUCAGAAGCUCUUCCCUCAAGUCCACCCAAAGAUAGUGUUUCUGCAUCUCUUCUCUCUCAGAAACGACUCCUGGAUGGGGACUUUAUUGAUCCUUUGAUGCAGAAGAAAGCACGAAUCUCCCACCUUACAAAUCGCGUCCAGCCGACCCUGAACGACCACUUGUCUCCGCCUAGAGAACAGAAAUCUUCAGCAACUUCCUGUCCGGCCCCUCCACCUCGCCCUCCCCCUUCUCACCUCCCUGUGUCCCACCCACCUCUCCCCCACAAUUCCAACUCCAACUCCCCCAGCACACCUGAGGGAGUGGGGACACAGGACCUUCCUGUGGACAGCUUCAGUCAAAACAGGAACGCUUACGAGAACCAGCCGGACAAAUCCACUUCUCUGACUCUCAAGGCGAGCCCCGCUUUGCCUCUUCCACUUGUAUCGAAGAGCUCAGAGCAGCCUCCAGUCACAGAAUACAGCCCCCUGCAUAGCAAGAAGUCCAAAAAGAAAUCCAAGAAACACAAGGACAAGGAAAGGGACCGGGAGAACAAGCAUAAGAUUGAGAGGACUGAUGAAAAACCCCCAAAAAAGCAUGUUGAGGCUGAAAUGGACACCACCCCACAGAUAGAGAAAAACACAAAUUCAGAUAGAGAAGAAAAGAAAGAGACUUGCACAGACUCAACUGAACUCUCAUCAACAACCGAAUCACCUGAUUACUUGAUCAAGUACAGUGCAAUUGUUUCCCUUGAUCAACGUCAAACAUACAAAGACGACUUCAACGCAGAGUAUGAGGAGUACAGGAAUCUGCAUGGCAGAGUGGAAAGCAUCACCCGGCGGUUUGCACAGCUUGAUGCCGAGCGCAAACGAGUGCCCCCCGGCACCAAGGAGCAUCAGAUUAUCCAUGAGGAAGUAUUACAAGAAUAUAAGAAAAUGAAAAUGAGUUAUCCCCACUACCAUGAAGAGAAAUGCAGGUGUGAGUAUCUCCACAACAAGCUGGCUCACAUUAAGAGACUAAUAGCAGAGUUCGACCAACAGAGGGCGCAGCCGUGACACUAAGAUUGCUGGGGCUGCUCUGCGGAGCCCCUGCUUUCUCCGGAAGAUGUGAAUAAACAAAGCUUAUUUAUUUAAAAAGAAAUUCCAAAAAAAGUUACUCUAGAAUUGGUAUUACUGAAACUUUGUUUUUAAGGAAUACAAAAGUUUCAGGAACAGGUGACUUGAGUUACAUUUAUUUUCCUUAUUUAUGCUUUAAUGUUUUUAGUUCAUUUAAUUUUUUUCCUUUUCUUUUGGGAUUCCUGCAUAAUUGAAAGCUUCUCUCCCUCCCUCCCUCCCUCCCAACUUCCCUUUUAUCCUUGUUUCCUCAAAGUAGACUCGUUUGUCCAAAAUAGUUGUAUAACCACAUUGGGGAUCCAAUGGCUGAGAGAAGUGUAUGCAGAACUAAACCAAAGGUCUGUUAUACCUGUCUGUCUUUGAUCUUAUUAAUGCAAACCCUUUGCCUUAAUGGUAGGAGGUUUCAGAAGCAAUUUGCACAAAAAUGAUAAAAACAAAAAAAAAGUGUUUGAAAUUCUUCUGGAGGGUGUAGACGAUUUGUGUAAUAUGGCACUAAACAGCCUAUACUUUAUUUCACAAAAGUAACCUUUUAUUAUGCUACGUCAACCCUUCAUUGCAAAUGUUGCCUUAAUGUUUGCUUGUAUACACUCUGUAGUAAAACCAAUAUCUACACUGCUUCCCAGUCCUUGGACCAAUGGGGAGCAGAUAGUGGCCUACCAAGUAUGAGAUGGGGGUGGGUGUGUGUGUGUGCAAGGAGGUGUGGCUGUGUGCAUGCAUGGGGGAAAAAGUGAAAACAGGAUUUAAAAUAAACUUUAAAUAAAAAAAAAAAAAGCUGCUGCUCCUAGUAGGCCCAAACACUCAGGAUAAAACAGAGUGUCGUUGUUGGUAUUUUCCUGUAAACUUGUAACUUCCUUUAUGGAAAGGGAAAAAAAAAGUUGAUUUAAAGAUCUAUAGUUUGGAUUAAAAAAGUAUGAAACCAUGUAGGAGACAUAUUUGUAUACUGCUAUAUAUUUUUGAGAAGAGAAAUUCUAUGCAAAGAAGCCGUCGCCUACAUGAACUGUGUAUUUAACAAACGUGUUCCUCCUGGUCGUCAGGACUUGCAGAGCAAAUGUAUUUAAAAUAUACUGUGAUCAUCGAAUAGCACAAACUUUGAGUUUCAGUUCUUUCGAUUUGAACCAUCACAGUAAGUUUAUAUGGGAACACUAUUCUUGGAGUGGAUGAACUUAAGGAUUAUUCAUUGUGGUUUUUUUUUGUUUUGUUUCUUUUCAAAGUGCUGCCAUUUGAAAAGGGAAGCAUUAUGUUUACAAAACUGAAUGUUAGGAUGUUUGCCAAAUUCCUUUUGGUAUCUCUAAUAAAACUGUUCACUCUCCAGUGUUAGCAAGGGGUUUUUGUGUAUGAACCAGUAACCCAGAAAAUGCACCUAGUUUCAAGUUGGAUAUUUGUGUGGAAAUCAAAUGGGCAUGAAGAUUUGACAUGAAUACCGGACUGCAUUUGUGACCAUUGUAUACCAGACAGUACAGAUGGACAUAAACUGAGUUAGAUGUCUGUUUUUAAUUCAUCACAAAUGCGUCUUUCUGAUUUGGAAUCUGUAACCUUAAAAUAAAUAGGCUAAAUGCACAAGGUACUUGCAUAUUUUGCAGGUAAUGGAGAAGCAUUUAGGUGAUUUGCUGACACACUCCUUUUUGAGAGGUUGCUCAUAAUUUUAUUAUGUGGGUAGUAGUGUCAGUCAGUUAUUGAACCAGCAUAUUUAAUUCUGAAAACGUGUAGCUUUAAAUAUGCAACUCAUUUCAUAGGGGAGGUGGUAAUCCAAACAAAAUGGAAUGUCACGCUGUAACUUGGUUACUAUGGAAGACAUUUUUGAAGGUAACGGAACUUCACACAGCCUCGUUUAGUCUCUGCAGUAGACUACUCGUGGUUUUGUGUGCUUGCUCUGUCCUUGGCUUCUGUGCUAUUGAAAGAAUAUCAACCAGUUUAGGUGUUUAUUUAGAAAGAAAAAAAUGGAAUUGUUGCCUUUUUACAAAUAGUUUUUUACGUUUUCUGGUUUACUGUGUUGAGCAAUACACUGGUGCUGGAGAGCACAUUUUUAUUUUUUAUUUUCAAUCAAAUGUUCAUCCACACUAAAGGCCAGUCAAAAUUGUUCAGCAUGGUGGCAAAGAUUAAUUGGCUCUAUCUUGCACAAAAAUAUUUACUUGUAUUUAGUUAUCUACCCUCUCAGAUGUACUGCAUUUGUAACCAGCUCUUAAGUUCUGUCAGAUGUACAAUGGGUUAUAUUCAAAUUGCAACAAAUUAAGUUGUAACAUCUCAGUAGCCCAAAGUCUCCUUAUUUUAAAGGUUGUUUCCAGAACAAAAGUGAUUGAAAAAUGUUUGCCUGGCCUUUUUUAAAAAUAGCAAAUGUUAUCCCCUUGCCUGUGACUGGCAGAAUCGCAAAUAAUAUAUGAUUUAUUUAAAUGCCUUCCACAAUUUAAUAUAUUGUAAUUAUAUAUAGUAUUACAUGGAGUUAUGGACAUUAAAUGACCAUAACUUGCAAAUUCUUUUUUUUGUUGUUUUUUUUUUGUUUGUUUUGUUUUUUAUAUAAAUGUAAUUUUAAUUUUAUUUUGGGUUAGGAAAAUGGACAGGAUAAAACCAGCACAGUGCCACAGGCAUUAAAAGGGGGUGCAUAUCUUUAACUGCCCGGUUUAGUUCAGUGUGUGUGUGUGUGUCGUCUUAAAAGCUUGAAUUCACUGUGAUCCUAGCAAAUGCAGUGUGGUAUUGCCUGGUGGCAGCAAACCCCACAUCAUACCAGUCUUAUUUUUUAUUCUCAAAUGAGAAUCACAUGAUUUCUUGUGUGCAAGAAAAAGCAUGUCAUGAGCACUAAACCUGUGCAUAAAACUAAACCAGUCCAGUUCAUUAAAUCUCUGAAGGAAACUAAAAGCAAUCGAUAAGAAAUUUAAACAUUUUGCUUUUUCCAAGUUGCAGUGUUCCUCUAGCAAAUUCUCUCUUUUAAUAUACAUUUUAUCAUCCUAAAGGAGAAAUGUACAUUUCCACCUUUUUGCAAUACAUUUUAAAUGUAUUCAUUCACAAACUCUAAUAUCAUGGAACCUACUUACAGCUAUGGCCAAAAGCCGAAUGAAACCUGCUGAAUGUUUUCCAUGUACUUUAAUUGAAAAAUGUUACAUUUUGAAAUCUAACAUCAUUUGUAGUUUAUUUGAUUUACGAUACAUUAAAAUAUCUACAUUAUGUUCAUAUAGUGUGUUUAUAUUAAAAAAAAAAAAAAAAAAAAAAAAAAAAAAAAUUCCAAUCCAAAUUGUAGGUGAUGCAAAUUUUUUUGCCAGAGUUGUAGAAAAGGGGGUGCUGUGACUUUUGUUCAUUCCAUUCUUAUUUUUUGGUUGUCCCUCAGCUGUUCACAUUGUCUUUAACCACAGCCUGCAUACUGUAUUCAGUCUUGUGUUAGUAGGUGAUGUACAGUAUGCCAUGAAGUUGGCACGUUUUCCACAGCAGCUUUUGAAGUCUUCAACCUGCUAAUUAUUAGCACAAGUGUUGCAGAUGCCCUUUUCCUUCAGCGAUCCUGGGACAAAGCUGCAGUAUAUGCCAGCACUUCUACAUUUUUGGAAAAGAACAGCUGUGAUCCUUGGGAUGUAGCAAUGUGAAGGAAUAAGCAACUGGAUAACUGGAUUUAGGAGGCAGUCUAAAACCUGGAAGUGUCUUCUCAGUUCAGAAAAGGAGUAUAUAAAUAAGUGCUAAUGGUGAUUUUCAUUACUCCAAACAUUUAAGCCAUUGUUUGUUUGGGCCAUUAGAUUUUUUGAAAAGAAGCUGCAAGAGCAGGAAACUUUUUAUGAGCCAAGGCUGCCCUUCUGUUUAUGUAUUGCAGCAGUUCAAUAAAAUGUCUACUUUUGCA
Messenger RNA from Acipenser ruthenus (sterlet), 5857 nucleotides. Its product is annotated as RNA polymerase II elongation factor ELL2-like. The record is from RefSeq and is a predicted model, not a curated record. Gene Ontology annotation, molecular function: cis-regulatory region sequence-specific DNA binding. Gene Ontology annotation, biological process: transcription elongation by RNA polymerase II; positive regulation of transcription elongation by RNA polymerase II; snRNA transcription by RNA polymerase II. Gene Ontology annotation, cellular component: transcription elongation factor complex. The transcript has 12 exons. NCBI's taxonomy places the organism in Eukaryota, Metazoa, Chordata, Actinopteri, Acipenseriformes, Acipenseridae. The coding region runs from base 70 to 1986 and encodes 638 amino acids.